CAUUUGUUGCUGUUUAGUGAGCACGUGUUUAUUGAUUGUUAGUAUUACACUUAUCUUUUGCACAUAAUAAUGGGAAAGGGGCGAAAAAAUAAGCCAAAAAAGAAUUUUGCAGAAAAGCGUCGUGAAAAGCAGAAGAAAAAAGAUGAAUGGGAUAACACACCACAUCAUAACUAUGCAGACAUUAUCAGAGAAAAUAAGGAGUUUGAAGAUUAUUACAAAACUCAGAAAAUUGUUCCCGAAGAGCAAUGGGAUUCUUUUAUGAAUACUAUGAAGAAGAAUCUUCCUGUAGCCUUUAGGCUUACAGGGUCAAAAGUAGAAGCUAAAAAAUUACUUGAAACAAUUAAAGGAGAUUUCUUCAAAGAGAUUUUAAAUGCACAUAUGGAAGAUAAUUCUGAAACUAGCGAAGAAGGAAAGGAUAUAUUACACUGUCUGCCUUUUUACCCAGAUGGAUUAGCUUGGCAGUUGCAAUUAACUAGGAAAGAUAUUAGAAGAUCUGAAGCAUAUUUUAGAUUACACAAUUUUUUAAUUGUUGAAACUGGUAGUGGAAACAUUAGUAGGCAAGAGGUGGUUAGCAUGGUACCACCCUUAGUGUUAGAUGUAAAACCUUCUCACAAGGUUUUAGACAUGUGUGCAGCACCGGGCUCAAAGACAGUUCAACUCAUAGAAAUGUUACAUGCUGAAGAAGGAAGUACACUUCCUGAAGGUUUUGUAAUAGCCAAUGAUCUGGACAAUAAUCGGUGUUACAUGCUUGUGCAUCAAGCAAAAAGAUUAAAUAGUCCAAUUAUAUUAAUUACAAAUCAUGAUGCCUCAGUAUUGCCUAAUUUCACUGUUACCAAGCCAGAUGGUACAAAAGAUGAAUUGAAAUUUGACAGAGUACUUGCUGAUGUACCAUGUAGUGGUGAUGGUACAAUGAGAAAAAAUCCUGACAUUUGGUGUAAGUGGAGUCCAGCAAAUGGUAACAAUCUCCAUGGAAUUCAGUAUAGGAUAGCAAGAAGGGGGUUGGAGUUAUUAGCAGUUGGAGGAAGAAUGGUAUAUUCUACUUGUUCAUUAAAUCCAAUAGAAAAUGAAGCUGUACUUCAUAGGCUUCUUCUUGAAACCCAAGAUUCUGUGCAGUUAGUUGAUUGCAAGGAUUUAGUACCUGGAUUGGUGUGUGAUCCAGGUGUGUCACAUUGGUUACCAGCAUCGAAAAAUUUACAAUAUUACGAAUCAUGGGAAGAUGUGCCCGAACAAUGGCAAACACAAGUUCGUCCAAAAAUGUUCCCGCCAAAACCAGAAGAUGCUGCGAAGUUUCAUUUUGAACGAUGUAUGAGAAUAUUGCCACAUCAUCAGGAUACAGGAGGUUUCUUUGUGGCUGUUUUGGAGAAGGUUAAACCUUUGCCAUGGGAACGUGAAUCAGGUAAAAACAACGAGACUACACAAAGUUCUAACAGUGGAGAAGGCAAUAAUGAAGUAAGCUUGGAGGAAGAAGCGGCAAAAGACACAGAAGGAAAAGAUCGCAACAAAGUACGAGAAUUUAGAAGAAAACGCAGAAGAAUAAUAGGAUAUAGGGAAGAUCCGUUCGUUUUCUUUAAAGAUGAUAAGGAAGAUGUGUGGUUAUUUAUUAAAAAAUUUUAUGACAUAUCAGAUGGUUUAGAUCCUCGGUGUUUGUUGGUGCGAUGCUUCAACAGGAAUAAGAAAAACAUUUAUUAUACGUCACCUGAGAUACGUAACAUUGUGUUAUCUAACGAAGAUAAAAUAAAAUUGAUAAAUACUGGAGUAAAAACAUUUGUACGCUCUGUCAACAAAAAAUAUCCGGAAGGUCCAUAUAGAUUAGCAUGGGAGGGGCUGCAAAGUAUCAUUCGGUAUAUUGGCGAUGGUAGGAAAGUUAGAAUAUCUAAAGACGACCUGAUAAUGGUGUUACAAAAUAACGAUCCACAAGCAUCGCCAGAGAUAGUGAAGCUUAAAUCAGAAACCCAAGAACGUUUAAAAAAUUUUGCAAUUGGAAGUUGUAUACUUGUAUACGAAGAAGAAGAAGGGGAGAGUGAAAAUCGAUUAAAGUUGCAAUUGGUAGGAUGGCGAGGUACAAUGUCCCUGAGAGCAUAUGUUCCCGUACAUGAUGCAGUUCACUAUCUACGACUAUUAGGAGCUGACUGUUCGAAAUUUGAAACAAAUAAAUUCCAAAAAAAUCGUAAGGGUGCUACCGUUAAAGAGUUGGAUAAUGAUGAAGUUGCCAAUGAUAAUGAAACAGGCGGUAACUCGAAAGAAGACGACAAGACACAAAUUUCGAACGAAUCAAAAGAAUGACACACAAUUUUGUAAUACAAAUUGAUGUUCCUUUAAUUCCCUUUGAGAUAUCAUUUUUAAUAUGUUGUAAGAACAAGUAAAAAAUUUGUAUUCCAUUUAAAGCUUAA
Messenger RNA from Habropoda laboriosa, 2390 nucleotides. It is a transcript of the gene Nsun2, whose product is annotated as tRNA (cytosine(34)-C(5))-methyltransferase. Gene Ontology annotation, biological process: tRNA methylation. Gene Ontology annotation, cellular component: nucleus; cytoplasm. Bases 70 to 2283 code for a protein of 737 amino acids. Gene Ontology annotation, molecular function: tRNA (cytidine-N5)-methyltransferase activity; tRNA binding. Lineage: Eukaryota; Metazoa; Arthropoda; Insecta; Hymenoptera; Apidae. The record is from RefSeq and is a predicted model, not a curated record. The transcript is spliced from 11 exons.